Molecule: messenger RNA, 2261 nt
Organism: Physella acuta
Lineage: Eukaryota; Metazoa; Mollusca; Gastropoda; Physidae
Product: WD repeat-containing protein 82
Cellular component (GO): Set1C/COMPASS complex
Molecular function (GO): chromatin binding; protein binding
Source: RefSeq, a predicted model, not a curated record
GGUGUUUAGACAGUACGGAAAAGGAUAAUGAAGGAAUCCUAACGAGAAAAAAAUGAAGCUAGUAGACGAUGUUGUUAGAAGUCUGCGCGUUGCAAAAAUAUUUAGAGAAAAUACUGAUAGAAUAAGUAGUUUGAAUUUUUCUGCGAAUGGUGAAACGUUGAUUACAAGUAGUGAUGAUGAUUCUAUUGUUAUUUACGAUUGCUUGAAUGGAACGCCUAAAAGAACACUUAACAGUAAAAAAUAUGGAGUGGAUUUAAUUCGUUAUACACAUGCACAGAAUACAGCUUUGCACUGUUCAACUAAAGUGGAUGAUACUAUCAGAUAUCUUUCCUUGCAUGACAAUAAGUAUAUUCGCUACUUCCCAGGACAUACAAAAAAAGUUGUCACAUUAUGCAUGUCACCAAUAGAUGAUGCUUUUAUAUCUGGCUCAAUGGAUAAAACAAUCAGACUGUGGGAUUUAAGGUCUCAAAAUUGCCAGGGAUUGAUGCACUUGUCCGGUCGCCCUGUUGCAGCCUUUGAUCCUGAAGGGCUUAUUUUUGCAGCAGGUGUUAACUCUGAGAGUGUGAAGCUGUAUGAUUUAAGAUCAUUUGAUAAAGGACCAUUUACAACAUUUAAGCUUCCACAAGAUAAAGAAUGUGAUUGGACUGGUCUUAAAUUUAGCCCUGAUGGAAAAAUGAUUUUAAUUUCAACAAAUGGAAAUGUUAUUCGUCUUAUUGAUGCAUUUCAAGGCACCCCACUUCAGGCAUUUAUGGGCUUUACAAAUCACAAAGGGAUUCCACUGGAAGCUUCAUUUACUCCUGAUGCUAGAUAUGUUUUCUCUGGAUCAACGGAUGGGAAGGUUCAUUGUUGGAGUACAGAGUCUGGAGUCAAAAUGGCUAUUUUACAAUCAGACCACCCUGGACCAAUUCAGUGUAUUCAGUUUAAUCCAAAAUACAUGAUGAUGGCUUCUGCAUGUCAAAAUAUGGCUUUCUGGCAGCCAGCUGUGGAUGACUGAGUUUUGUUUUUUCAAUGAAUGGGUGAUAGUGUUGUUUCUGCUCCACAUUUGAUGUAAUUCGCUAGACAAAAAGAGUAAAAGUAUAUUGUGAAUGUAACAAGAUGAAUUAUUUGUGUGAAUGUUCAUUGUAUAUUUAAAUUCAUUGGAUGAUUAUUUUCGUCUGUGAACAGCUUCAUUAUAAUUAUCAUAUGUUAAUAUCAUAUUAAAUUUUUUAAGUUUGUAAUAAAUGUUUUAUUUGUUAGAGAAAUAUUUUCUGCUUUUUUUGUUUUGUUGUAAUGAUUAAUUUUUUCAUUUUUAAAGUUAAAAGAUGUUUGUACAUAGUAAUGAAUUAAUUUAAAACAUAUUCUUAUAAAUCACAAAGAACUCUGCUUUUAAUAGGUAGUUAAUUCAAACUGGCCUAAAAAGUGCUCAUUUAGUGAAAAAUUGUUUACAUUAAAUUUUAAAUAGUAUAAAUUUGAGUUGUUGUUCAACUUUGUCUUUGACCAUCCUAUUCAUCUCAUUUUUGGGCCAUUUAUUGUACCUCAUCAUAGCGGAAUACAAUAUUAUAUUUAUAUUUGAAAUUUUAAAAGAUACUCAAGUUACCAUCUUUUGAGAAACCAUAGUACAGUUACCGGAAAUUGCUCCAAAGUUGAUAGAAAACUGCAAAUUCGAUAUAAUACAUACAGGGUUGAAAAACUUAAGUUGUUUUAGCUACUGAAGUUUAUAAAAUUUGAAAAUCUUGACUUAUAUUUUUGCACGCUUUACAAAGCAUCUUUUAUUUCUGUAUAUGAUAAAGUAGGACUAGGAGGUGUUAAAAAAUGAAAACCGUAAAAAAAAACUAUUCAGCACAAUUUACAAACCUCUACCCUGUAUAUGAGAAAGUAAAUAUCUAAGGCCAAUACUUUUCAUUGCUGGGUCUUUUUGUAGCUGAUUCUGAUUGGUUUUGUCCUUUUAGACAAGGGUACUCUGAAAAUUAAUUAAACCAGAUUUAACUUUAAUAGUUGUUAGUUGUUGAAAGAUUUUUUACUGCAAUUUUCAUAAGUAUAAAUGGUCAUGUUUUUAUAAUUUUCUUUGCUUUUUCAACGAUCCACAAUGGAGAAAGUCUUUAAAAAAAAUAAUACUUAAUAAAUAACUUAAGAGGCCUACAUGACGAUUAACUUAACAUAAAUUUAUAUUGCUAUAAAGAGUCAUCCAUAAAUAAUGUUGCACUUCUGAGAGUUGGACGUUUGUGAUGAAGGGAGAGGUUGAGUUCAGAAAGUGUUAUGACACGACAAUAAAUUAAAAAUAU